Nannospalax galili (Upper Galilee mountains blind mole rat) is the source of this 2992-nucleotide messenger RNA. RefSeq names its product IQ motif containing with AAA domain 1 (gene Drc11). The transcript has 20 exons. The record is from RefSeq and is a predicted model, not a curated record. Gene Ontology annotation, molecular function: ATP hydrolysis activity; ATP binding. The coding region runs from base 106 to 2604 and encodes 832 amino acids. Lineage: Eukaryota; Metazoa; Chordata; Mammalia; Rodentia; Spalacidae.
AGUAGAAAUCAAGUUCCGGGAGCCCACUGCAGCCGCCGAGCUCGGGAACCCCAGACUGAAAGGAAGUUUCCCAGUGGGCGAAGGAAAGAAGGAAAGAGGCCAGCCAUGUCCAACCUAACGUACAAUAAAAUGUGGCACCAGACCCAAGAAGCCUUCAGUUCUUUGCUCGACAAAGACUCUCAGAUGAUGACGGAAGCACAGAAGGACAAGGCUUUCGUCUUCCAGAUGUUGGCCACCUUCUACAUAAAGUAUGUGCAGAUCUUCAGAAACAUGGAGAACGUCUAUGACCAGAUGGUCCAUCCACAGAAACGCAUGCUGAUCCGCAAGAUCCUGGACGGAGUGAUGGGUCGCAUUCUGGAACUGAAGAAUGAGAUGGUUGAAUUGGAAUUAACUGAGUUCCAUUACUUUGAUGAUAUUUUACAGGACCUGAAGUUGGCUCCCCAACAGUUAGAUGUCCCCAUACCCAAGUAUUUUUUGAAGGAAAGGUUGGAAGUCAUAAAAGGAAGAGAGAAGAUCCUCGCUCAGAUCUUAACUGAAUGUGGACUAAACGUUCCUAAUAAACACGCCGCAAAGAUGAUAGCGUUGGAAGAGGCUGUUAAGCUCAUCCAGAUGGCCGAGCGGGCCCGACAAGGCCGCCUCAGGGCGAUGUUCAUGAAGCAGAUCUUCCUUCAGGAGUGCAGAGCAAAACAAAUGAAAGUGCUGGGCCAGAAGCCGGUAGACACAAGUUCUGCGGCCCUCCAAAUCCAGAAGGUUUGGCGAGGUUUCCACCAAUGCAAGAAAACGGCACGAGAGAGAGAGGAGGAGAUGGUGUUCCUGGGUAUGAAGCCACCCCCUUUCUUCAAUGAAGUCAGCACUGCAAUCAUCCAGGCCGAGCACGUGACACGCCUGCGGCAUGCGGUACAACUGAAACAUGAACAGAGCUACAAGGAGGCCUUGCUGAGCGUGAAGGAGCACCUGAGGGCACUGGAAGGCCCAGACAUCAAAGAGCGCCUUCAAGACCAGAUCCGGCGCUGGUUCAUCGAGUGCAGGAAUCUGACUGGCACAUUUCCUGACUAUCCCGACGAAGAAGAAGGAGGCUCAGCCAUGAUCUUCUCCAACAAGACCCCAGAACAGGUAAUUGAGGACAUCCUUACCAGCCAAGAGGAGGGAGAAAAAGACAAAAAGAAGAAAGAGGGAAAGGAGAGUAAACCCAAGAAGACCAAAAAAGAAAGAAAGAAAGAAAGAAAGAAAGAAAGAAAGAAAGAAAGAAAGAAAGAGAAAAAGGAAGAAGAGGAGGAGUGGAAAAUGUCACCGAGUCUUUUCCUUCACUUGAUGGAGGAAGGAAAUAACUUAUACAAAGACAUGUGGAUGAAUAAAGAUGAAUCUUGGAAUUUCCCUCAAGACUAUGACCCAGAAAUAAUCAAGGAAGAGAAACGGAAAGAAUUAGAGCGGGAGAUAAGGGUUCAGGUUGAUGAGUUGAUGCGACAGGAACUAAAAAACCUAAAACUAGCCAUAAACGGAGAAAUGGAGCUUCCGCCUAAGGGAGGAAAGAGAGGGAAGAAGAAAAACAAAGGAAAAGAAGGCAAAAAGGGGAGAAGGGGGAAGAGAGACAAAGACCUGACGCCUGACAGGACCAUCGAGUCCCUGUACAGAGAGCUGGUGAAAGAAGGGCUGCUGAUCCCAGCUCUGAAGGUCAACCUCUCUGAUUAUGUUGGUGAGUACAGCCACCUGGGGACGAGCCUGCGCCAGGUAGCCAUAGAGCCCAUGCCCUCCCUCCUGGAUGUCAGACAGCUCAUCACACUAUACGGAAUCUUGCCAUUAGGGUCCCCAGAGGUGCAUGAGAAAGCUCCCCUGGUGAAGUCGCUGCUGUUGGCCGGGCCGAGGGGGGUGGGGAAGAAAAUGCUGGUCCACGCCAUCUGCACAGAAACGGGGGCCAACCUCUUCAACCUGUCUUCAGAGAACAUCGCAGGGAAGUACCCUGGUAAAAGUGGCCUGCAGAUGAUGCUUCACCUGGUCAUGAAGGUGGCUCGCCAGCUCCAGCCGUCUGUGGUGUGGAUCCAAGACACAGAGAAAACCUUCCUCAGAAAAGUUCCCCAGGCUGAGAAGCUGAAUGAACCAAAACGCCUGAAAAAGUACCUUCCAAAACUCCUGAAACUCCUAAAGCCAGACGAUAGAGUCCUGCUGGUGGGAACCACACAGCGCCCUUUUGAUGCUGAAAUUCAGUCUUUCUGCAGAGUUUACCAGAAAAUUAUUUUGGUUCCCAGACCAGAUUACGCUUCCAGAUACGUCCUCUGGAAACAUAUCAUUCAACGCCAUGGAGGUGUGCUCACAAACUCCUUGAAUGUCAGCUGCCUGUCGAAGGUCACCGAUGGCUUCACGCAAGGUCAGAUUGUCAAAGCGGUCAAAGAUGUGCUCACAGACCACAGAAUCCGGCAGCAGGCUCACAAACCACUCACCGCUGAGGAGUUCAUUGCUAUGAUGACCAACAUGAAUCCAGUGUACAAAGAGGAAGAAGAGAGCUUUAAGAACUGGUAUGCCAAAACCCCUCUGGCCAAAAGGCGACUCUUGGCACUAACAGUUGGUGGAAGCAAAGAGAAGGACAAGAAAGGGGAGAAGAAGAAGUAACUCCUUCCCGAGGAGCCAGCCUGAGUGUCUGGGAUGAGGGCCCCAGGUCCUCGGGGAGAGGCUCACCCCUGCCCACCCAAAGAAGACUGAGGAGAAGAAGCUCGGGCGCCAGCAGCCACACAUAGAGCUGCAUGUUCCCACCGCUGAGCUCACUAACACUUCCGGAGGCUGAACACCAAGCCAGGUGUCCUUUGCAACAUCUACUGCUCAUCACUGGUCCUUGACCCGUGUAAAUGUCUAUAAUUUAAAUCUGCUUUUCACAUGCCCCAUACUCUUUCCAAGUUAAACAUUCGUCAGUAUUAGCAUCAAAAUUUAAAUGUGAUAGAGAAGGCUCUUGUGACAAGUACGCUAUAAUUGUAUUGUCAGUACACUAGCUGUUCAUUAAUCU